Molecule: messenger RNA, 808 nt
Organism: Beta vulgaris subsp. vulgaris (sugar beet)
Lineage: Eukaryota; Viridiplantae; Streptophyta; Magnoliopsida; Caryophyllales; Amaranthaceae
Exons: 1
Coding region: 236-445 (69 amino acids)
Source: RefSeq, a predicted model, not a curated record
UUCCAAAAAAUGCCCCUUCGUCACCUCCCACUUCGGUUCUCUACAUCACAAUUCAUUUGAAUUGUCACUCCAACUCCCAAGUGUAUUGCGAUUUCCGUGCACACAUUCAACUUCAAAAAACCCCCUCUAGGCCUCUACCUCUUAAAUCAUCCACUUUACUUAAAAUUACAUCCAAACCACAAAACCCAAAAAACUACUUAAAAGAGAGCCCAAUACAUAACAAAAAAACCAAAAAAUGGCAGAUUGGGGGCCGGUGGUAAUAGCGGUUGUGCUUUUCGUGCUGUUAACACCAGGACUGCUGUUUCAAAUACCUGGUCGCGGCCGCAUCAUUGAGUUCGGUAGUAUGCAGACGAGCGGCGCCUCGAUACUUGUGCACACCAUCAUUUACUUUGGUCUCAUCACUAUCUUCCUUAUUGCUAUUGGUGUUCACAUCUACGCUGGUUAGCUUUAGCCUAGCCUACCACACGUCUUUUAUAGUCUUAUGUCUUUCACACUUUGUAAUAUUAGUAUUACUAGUAUUGUUGUAGUAUCAUUAUGACGAUUCAUGUUAGCGGAUCCUGAAUCAUUUUGUUUUUGUUGUUCUCGUUGUUUGUAGUGUGUUUGAUUUUCUGUAAAGUGGAAGAAAUUGGAUGAUGGGUGUUUUUCUGUUAUUGAUAUUUUGGUGUAGGGUAACUUGGAAUCUGGAAAGAUGUAAGUGGAAGUAUGAUUCUGGAUCUGGAAAGGUUGCUUUUGCUUUUGCUUUUGCUUUUGCUUUUUAUUGUGGGUUAAUCUUUUUCUUUUUUAUUUAAUAUUGGUAAUAUUGCUAUCA